AUGAAUGACACCAAUGCAACCUCAAAGUUUCCUCAGCAACACUCCGACGAUGGAGUCAAGGCCUUGAGCAAACUUCUUCCAGUUGCCAUAGCAAUAGUUCUGGCAAAUGGACUCGUGUUUGUCUUGUUUUACCGGUGUCCCCGUCUCCGCACUUCUUCAAACUAUCUGCUUCUUAAUCUGGCAGUUUGUGACUUUUGUACUGGCGCUAUCGCCAUCCCAUACUUCAUCGUUUAUAGUUUUGCAAUUUUGCCAAAAGAAUUGCACUAUGGGAUAUACGCCUCACAUACAUUACUGGCUGUUUCAGGUGCUUAUCACAUACUCGUUAUUACUGCUCUCAAGUACUUAGCAACUGUCAGUCCACUAAAACACUAUGCGGUGACUAAGAGUUUGGUUUUGAAAAUUGUGCUCGGGGUUUGGAUCAUUUCUACGGUUUUUGCUGUCAUUCCUCUUGUUUGGCAAGAUACUAAAGCAUCUCAGCGUUGGCAGACCAUCCAUACUGCAGUUUGCAUUGUUGCAGUGUUCCUCAUCCCGCACAUAUUUAUGAUUUACGCAUUCGUAGCCAUGUUCAGAGUGAUAAAUAAUAGGCAGCGACCAUCGAUGGCUCAAAAUGACAUGUCACGGAACCAGAAGAAAAACAACAGUGACCGGAAGUGUAUUUUUGUUUUUUUAAGCAUGGCGAUUCUAUUUACAUGCUGCUCGCUCGCUUACUUUACCAUGUACUAUAUUGCUAUGGGAGUCCCAGUAUUGUUCAAUGUCUUAGAGGGAUUUAUGAUCAUUCGACACAUUACUUCUUUCGCCAACCCCCUGCUCUACACGUUUUUCAAAAGCGACUUCUGGUCCGCCUUGAAGAAUCUCUUGCGAGUCGAUAAAAAGGCCAGUUUUUCUGCUCAAAAAAUUCAAACCUUAUCUUCUAAUCUCAGAGGCCGAUUACGGUCAGGAUCAAGCGUCAACAACAUCACUUGA
Messenger RNA from Stylophora pistillata, 963 nucleotides. Its product is annotated as RYamide receptor-like. Gene Ontology annotation, cellular component: plasma membrane. Gene Ontology annotation, molecular function: G protein-coupled receptor activity. The record is from RefSeq and is a predicted model, not a curated record. Gene Ontology annotation, biological process: G protein-coupled receptor signaling pathway. Lineage: Eukaryota; Metazoa; Cnidaria; Anthozoa; Scleractinia; Pocilloporidae.